Messenger RNA from Oncorhynchus keta (chum salmon), 507 nucleotides. RefSeq names its product snaclec clone 2100755-like. The record is from RefSeq and is a predicted model, not a curated record. The coding region runs from base 1 to 507 and encodes 168 amino acids. Lineage: Eukaryota; Metazoa; Chordata; Actinopteri; Salmoniformes; Salmonidae. The transcript is spliced from 2 exons.
AUGCAGAGGAAGAGCAGCUUCACUGGGCUCCUCAUCACUGCUCUGUGUGCAGUGGUCUCCUGUUGUCUGAACAAACAGUUCCACUUUGUGGAGGAAGGAGGAAAGACCUGGGAAAAGGCUCAGCAGUACUGCAGAGAGAAGUACAUUGACCUGGCCUUCAUCAGCAACCAAGACGAAGAGAACAAGACGUGGGAGGAGGCUCUGGAUCACUGCAGGAAGCACUACACUGACCUCACCAGCCUGCUGUCUGAGAAUGAGCAGCUCCUCGUCCAGAGAAUGAUGAAUUCUAAGGGGGCCCAGACGGACCAUGUGUGGACGGGACUGCGCUUCCUGGCCAGCGAGUGGCUGUGGGUGAACGGGGACCCCCUGGAGUACCAGGCCUGGACCGGGGGGAGGCUGCCCCACUGCCCCGCCCAACACCUCCGCUGUGGGACCCUGGCCAGAGAGGGAGAGCUCUGGGGAACCAGGGGCUGCGAGGAGAGGAGGAACUUCCUCUGCUCCACAUGA